CUCCCUCUCUCUCUAUCUCUUCCCACGCGACUCCUGGCUCCCUUCCUCUUCCUCCAAUCCGUGUUGUCAGCGGACGCCGGCCCUCCUCCAAUCUCCCCCUUCCUCUUCUUCGAUGAAUUCUGUCGAUUCUCAAUCCAUAAGCUAUUAACUCCUUUAUUGAUUUUUCUGCUUUCUAGGGUUUUCUUGGCAGGGAAGGAAGCUGAGAAUAUGAAGUAGGAUUCUUUGCUCCUGGAAAUUUGAUGAGUUCUGUGAGGUGGCUUUGUGACUGAUUUAGGUGACUGAUGAGUAAAAAUGUCUAUUCCAGUGUGGAUGGGAUUCAAGUCAUAAUUUUCUCUGUUGCUGACUGAAGUUUAAGCAAUAUUAGCACUGUAAUGUACAGAAAACAUGCCUGAAGUUGUUAUUGAUGUUGAUACUGGGAGAAAACGGAGAUUACCUACAUGGAUGCUGCAGGUGAGCUCCCCUGAUAAACAAAGAACCUCUCAAAAUGGAGAUAGAACAUGUUCACUAUUGAAAGAUCAACCGGAGACUCAGGUUGCUGGGUCUAAAAGGAAAAGGAUAUUGACUCAAGAUACGGAUGGUUCGGAUAAACUGGAUCUCUUACAAAGGUGCGAGGCACAACAAGGAACCAGAAAAGCAAGGAGAAGAGGUUUAGGUUUGGAUAACUCCACACUUGGUGAGGCUAAGACAAAACAUAAGAAGGAAGCUGCUGGAGGUGAAAGAAUGUUGGAUUAUAGGGAUACCACAAAGAAGCAAAAGCUAAAGAGCAAGAGAUCCAAGAACAGUGACCCGCAAGGUCUGUCACCAGGAAAGGAGGAUGAAAUAGAAAUGACAGUUGAAGAUCUGGUGAGCAUGGCUGAAGAGUAUGUAAAUGCUGAUAGGGAGAAACAGCAUGAACACUCGAUCACAAGAGAAUCCCAUUCAGAAACACACCCUUCAAGCUUGUUAGCUUCCUCGUAUGUUGAUGCUGGCAGACCUAUCCAAGCUGCUGGAUCUGGGAAGAUGUUAUCCAAAUGCACAACAACUAGUUCAAGUUCUCAUUCAACUAAUACUGAAAGGAAUAAAGGGAAAAGCCCUGGAGCUGAAAAUGUUGCCACUAAUAUCUCAGGAACUGGGGAUGCUGUUCAAGAUAUGUUGCACCUCUUUAUAGGUCCUCUGCUGAAGAAACCUCUAGCCAUAGAGCAAGAAAAUGGGGCAACUAAAACAGAAAGCAUGAACAUACCCAAUGAAACUGGCAAACAAGACAGAAUCGGGGAAGUGUGGAGCGAAGAAGGAACGUUGAUUUUGACAAAAAAGAAGAGCAGCUUGAAGGAUAAGGUGGCCAUGUUUCUUGACUAGGUGCACUAUCUGGAAAUCGGUUGUGAGCCAGCCAUUUGCUUCCAGUGGAAAACUGAGAGGCAAUUCUUGUUUGGAGUAAGAUGCACAGAUGCAGAACACAUCCUAUUCAAUUUGUUGUUAUUUGGCAUUUGUAUAGUUGGAGCUUAUAUCCACACAUGAAGUAUUUAGCACUAUUGUAGUUAUUGCAGUGUAUAUAUAUUGCCACCAAUACAAGUGUAAUCACAUUGCAUCCAUUUAAUAAGUACAGCCCAAAGUUGAAAUUGAUUAUAUGUUGAUUCAAUC
Messenger RNA from Phoenix dactylifera (date palm), 1617 nucleotides. Lineage: Eukaryota; Viridiplantae; Streptophyta; Magnoliopsida; Arecales; Arecaceae. The record is from RefSeq and is a predicted model, not a curated record.